AUGUAAUAAACUAAAAGAUUAAAUCAAUUUCUAUAUCAUUAGUUCAUGAUUCAACAGAAUCUAUCUGACUUAAAUUAGCAAGUUCCAUAAGGAAGAUUUAUAUAGAAGAAUUUAUAAAUUAAAAGUGAAAGAGGAUAAGGUUUCUAAAAUGGAUUUAGAUUAGAAGUUAGAUAUUGUUAUAGUAAAUUUAUAUUAUAUUGA
Molecule: messenger RNA, 201 nt
Organism: Paramecium sonneborni
Lineage: Eukaryota; Ciliophora; Oligohymenophorea; Peniculida; Parameciidae
Source: the annotation of a GenBank genome assembly